AUGUCGUCAUUUGGAUACAAGAAACUUGACGGUAAUACUGGUUAUGGUUCCAUUCCUCCACCUAGCACGACCUCGGAUCAGGGAGCAUACCCUACAGAUCCACCUGCAGCUCCUGCACCAGGAAUGUACCAGGGAGGAUCACCCCCAGAAGUCAGUAUAGUCCCAUCUUCUUCCUCCAUUGUAAAUGCACCAUAUUCUGCUGGAGUUGCUGCUACCGGAUAUAAUGUCCCACCAGAAGGAGGCAUGGCUGUCCCUUCUGCACCACCACCUAUGAUGGAACCGCUUGCUGGCUAUGAGGGUGUCGGCUUUACCGUCAGUGAUUUUCUUGCUCCGCCAACUCCAUUCAUGAGUGCUGCCCCAUCUGCCCCGCCAAUUGAAAGACCAGAAUUCUCGAUUGGUCCCACAUGGACGGAUGAAGAAGUAAGAGAUGCCUUACUUGAACAUGUAUCACAUUUUUGCUGCUAUGGUUCAGGGACAGCUAAAAAUAUGGUCAUCACUGAUAAAAUAGGGACAAGUGCUUAUCAUUAUCGUUUGGAAACAUUUGGAGAGGGUCGGCAGGUCAAUUGGACCUUUAAACCAUAUGCAAUGGGGACAUUUGUUGAUGGUCCUGAAAAUGGCCGAGCUCUAGGACCCUGGGAAAUACCAGUACACAUUACUGAAUAUUUCAAAGAUUUUACCCAAAAGCUGGAAAUUCCUCAUACAUCCUUUGUUAGGCCGUGUCAUACAUGUUCAACUGCAGGAAUGGUGAUUUGUCAAUCGUGCUUUGGAAAAGGCAGGAAAUUAUGUUCCCACUGUCAUGGCACUGGUCAUCGGCAUGUCGGAUCUGAAAGAAGAAACUGUAUGUUUUGCCAUGGACACAAAACUGUUCUUUGUAAAACAUGUCAUGGAAAAUGUUUUGUUAUUUGUCCAUCUUGUGAAGCAAAUCGCAACCUCAGGUUUUAUCUGGAGUUAACAAUCCAAUGGAAGAAUCAUGUUGAAGACUACAUUUUCAGUGAAAAUUCCCUGCCCCCCAAUCUCAUCAAGGAUGUAUCAGGAACAACAGCCUUUGAAGAGACUCACUUAAGAGUCUGGCCAAUCAACCAUUUUAUGAUACCUCAAAUCAACCAGGCUUCUUACAAUUUGAUCAAUAAACAUGGAUCAGCUUUUCCGACUGAAAGGAUCUUACAGCAGAAACAGACCAUAAGAAUUGUGCCGGUGUUGGAAGUGGAAUAUACCUGGAAUAACAAAAAGUCCGAUUUCUUCGUCUAUGGCCUUGAAAAAAAAGUUCAUGCCCCCAAGUAUCCGCAGAAAUGUUGCUGUGGUUGCGCCAUUCUCUGA
Messenger RNA from Acanthosepion pharaonis, 1317 nucleotides. Lineage: Eukaryota; Metazoa; Mollusca; Cephalopoda; Sepiida; Sepiidae. The record is from the annotation of a GenBank genome assembly.